Linum trigynum is the source of this 829-nucleotide messenger RNA. Lineage: Eukaryota; Viridiplantae; Streptophyta; Magnoliopsida; Malpighiales; Linaceae. The record is from the annotation of a GenBank genome assembly.
CACCGCCCUCUAAGCUCAUUGUCGACGGCGCUCACCGAUCUCCUCGCCAAUGGCGCUCGCCGCCCUCGGCGCUCACCAGUCCCCUCGCCAACGGCACUCACCUCCCCCGACGCUCAACGUCGAUGGCGCUCACCGCCCACGGUGCUUACAGGUCUCCUCGCCGAUGACACUCACCGCCCUCGGCGCUCGCCACCAUGGCGCUCAUCGUCGAUGGCACUCGCUGCCCUCAGUGCUUAUCGCCGACGGAGCUCACCGGUCCACUCGCCGAUGGUGCUCACCCCCUUGCCGCCCAUCGUCGACGGCGCUCGCCGCCCUCAUUGCUCAUCGCAGACGGCUCUCACCGGUCUCGCCGCCCAUGGCGCUCAUCGCCGACAACUCUCACUUCUCAUCGCCGACGGCUCUCACCGGUCUUGCCGCCUACGAUGCUCAUCGAUCUCACCAUCUUGACGCUCAUCAUUGACGGCUAUCGCCGGUCUCGUCGCCGAUGGCGCUCACCACCAUCAACGAUCACCAGUCUGGCUGCCCACGACGCUCAUGGUUGACGGCGCUCGGCACCCUCGCCGCUCAUCGCCAACCACGCUCACCGGUCUCACCACCCACGGCGUUCUCGCCGAAGGCUCUCACCGGUCUCGCCGCCCACGGCGCUCACCAGUCUCACCACCUUGGUGCUCAUCAUCGACGACGCUCACCGGUCUCACCCCUCUCGGCGCUCACCACCACCGACGCUCACUGGUCUCGUUGCCUACGAAGCUUACCACCCUCGGCGCUCACGACGCCCACGCGUUCACUCACUCUGUUCUUCUCCCUUACGUGGCACCCUUAUUGAGCC